CUAAGCUCUACAUUGCCUGACAGCUAUGCUUGCUGCAGACCGACGACAUCCCGACCCGCGGCAGACGCAGGCACCAGACGGCUCAGACUGCCCUGCACGGCGCAGCGAGAGGGCCAGAAGACAAAGGAAGGCCGCACCUCGGCUGCGCCGCCCGGGUCCCUACGCAUCACUGCAGCGGCAGCCAAGAGAGAAGGACCAAGGCCAGCAUGAGAGCAUGCACAGCGGAGUCGUCGUCUAGCUGCCCUCAUGCGCUCGCAUGCCAGCUGCUGCUCUUGCCACGGACGGCAGCGCUGUGCCCAGGUGCAUGCUCAGGUGCAGGGCCACAUGCGCAGAGCGCUGCUCCACAUGCAGCGGCCCAUGCGGCGCGGCCAAGCCCAACGACCUGCCGCUGCGCCGUCGUGCGUCCUCAUCGGGCGCCGGCGCAGCUUUACGAACUCCUUCCGAGCCCGUCUUGGGCUGGCGGCUCCGGAGCGUCUUGCUCUGCAGCUGCACGGACCACGCCCCAAACGCGGCGGCAACCUUCCCGACGCGCUCGCUGCGCCGCGGCACAAGUCCGCGCACCCGAUUCGCGCGCUUCCCGUUCCCAGCACGGCAGCAGCGAGCGGCGUACUGCGUCGUCGGCGUCGAGCGGCUGGUCUUUGCGGCCAACCUGCGAACCUGCAGCUGGGCAACGGGUGCGUCCGCCCGGGCACGGCGCAGCUGUCGAAAGGGCGGUGACGCACGAGCUCUCGCGAGGCGGAUGGCAUGCCGGCUUGCGGCAGCACAACACUGCACCCGAGCCGAACGUGCACCUGUGCUGGCUACUCCGCCGCUGCGCAUCCGCCUCAUCGAGCGCUCUGCGCUGCUUCGCUUGCGCUCGCAUCCCGGCGGCGCAGCACCCGUCUUGCCUCGGCGACGUCGCUCUCUGCUCGGCAGGACGAGCAGCCGGCAUGGGAGCCCUUGAGGCUCGGCGAGAGGCACGCGACGCGUCAUGCAGCAAGCGCAAGCGCGUAAAGAGCGACCCGAGCCGGCCGCAGCGCAGCGUCAGGCGCCCCAUCGGUAUCGGCGCCAUCGGCCUCUCGGCCGCAGCGGCGCAACGCCGAAGCAAGAGCAGCAGCAGGCAGCAUCCAGCGGCCAAAUCGACGCAGCCACCCGGCGGAUCCGGGUGCUGAGCGUGGGAAGAAUGCUCGUCCUCGCUUGGCCGGCCCGUCAAGCAUCCCAUGCCGGCUUGGCAGCCCAAGUGCGCAUCCACGGCUUGCGA
Tilletiopsis washingtonensis is the source of this 1240-nucleotide messenger RNA. RefSeq lists its product as hypothetical. Bases 207 to 1151 code for a protein of 314 amino acids. Lineage: Eukaryota; Fungi; Basidiomycota; Exobasidiomycetes; Entylomatales. The record is from RefSeq and is a predicted model, not a curated record. The transcript has a single exon.